CGGCUCAUGAACCAUGGGCUGCGCCAUAUCAGGUCUGGCGGAGAGAGCGGCGGCGUUCGCGGAGAGGAGCCCAGACGAGGACGACGCUGCUGCUGAAGCUGAAGCUGCGCGUCUCAGCGAGCGUCAGGUCCACAUCAUUAAAGAGUCCUGGAGAGUGAUCCGGGAUGACAUCGCCAAAGUCGGGAUCAUCAUGUUUGUCAAGUUGUUCGAGACUCACCCCGAGUGCAAAGACGUCUUCUUCUUGUUCCGGGACGUGAAGGACCUGGAGAAGCUGAGGAGCAGCCGCGAGCUGAGGGCGCACGGGCUCAGGGUCAUGUCCUUCAUUGAGAAAAGUGUGGCCCGCCUGGACCAGCCGGAGCGACUGGAGGUUCUGGCUGUCGAACUGGGGAAAAGCCACUUCCACUACAACGCCCCGCCAAAGUACUUUGGUUACGUGGGGGCGGAGUUCAUCUGUGCGGUGCAGCCCAUCCUGAGGGAGCAGUGGAGCGACGAGCUGGAGACGGCGUGGAAGACGUUGUUCCUGUACGUGAUCGGCCUGAUGAGGAGCGGCUACCAGCAGGAGAGCGACAGACAGCGACACCUAGCGGUGUCCCCGAAGGAGCGUCCAGAGAAGAAGAACACCGCGCUGUGAGCCGACUCCUGCUGCUGAUCCUGAGCCUCGCAAGGACCGGACGACCAAGCGGCUCGACAAAGCUCUUUAUUCUGCCGCACUGAAGACAAAGACAACUGAGGCUGAAGACGUUUGUGCUCUUCGUUUCCAUCGAGAAUCACGUGAACUUCUUUACAAGUCAUUUCGGGGGACCUUCAAACCAACAGACAGAGAGAAGGUACAAUUCAAAUAAAUACUAGCUAAAACAUGAUACAUUCUAAACGAAACAGAAAAAGUUAAGAGUUAAUGAAAAAAAAAAAAGCUGUUGGUUUAUAGACCGAACUUAAAUAGUUUGAACGAAGGCGGUCAGAGCGGCGCUGAGGUCGUCCUCCAGAGAGGAGAAGGUCCAACAAGAAUCCUCUGAUGGCGACCCGUCAGCACGAGGUGAGGCGAGGCGCCCACCCCCGGUCACGAAAACAGAGGCGCGGUGGUCCUGAGGUGUCUCCUCAGGCGGGUCCUGGCCAGUUCAUGCCACCUGCCGUCAUGACUCACGAGUCCCGGCUCACUGCGUGGCCUUGGUUUUCUUGCUUUUGCUUUUCUUGUCCUUCUUCUUCAGUCCGUCCAUGUGAGCGCGCAGCAGGUUGGAGUACGCCUGUGGAGGAGAGCCACGCCGUGAAACAUCCGCCGCUACGGUCAAAAACGGACGGACUACUCUGUAAUCUGAGGCUGUUUUAAACAACAUUGUGAAAUCACGGCGUUCUGGACUCCAAUGUAGCGAUGCUGACUUCAUGUUUGUUCUUAUUCAUAAACAUCAUUAUUCAGCCGUUUUGACACUAGUCUGACAUCAGAAGACAAAGCAGCUUGGAACAAUGAAGCGCCACACAAUAAUAACACGCUAGUGCCGAGCGCUUGUGUUAGCAUAGCAGUACACACGCCAACAGUGGAGGGCGCCACUCACCAUCUGGAACUUGAUCACUUCUUUGGUGUUGACCUGGAAAUCAAGGAAAAACAGGGAUGAGAAAGCCGUGUUGAAGACGUGACAUGAGCUGAGCUCAGCCAAAACCUCUCACCACUGUGCUGAUCUUCUUCUUGCCAUCCGUCGCUCUGAGCAGACACUUGUUGUCCGCCGGUUCAAAUGACUCCGAGCUUCCUUUCCUGGGCACCGGCUUGGUCCGGCCGUCAUCUGAGGAGGGCAAACGCACAUCACGUCACGGGCACAAAACGCCACCAAAGCCCUGGUGCACUUACAUUUCUUCAGUGUGAUCACCACGCUGCCGGAGGACCUGCACUUCUGGAAGAGCCGAGUGAGCUCUGUGAGGAACUGCAGGACAGAAACAAGCUCCGUUUCAGCUCAGUCACAUUUGGACAUGGAUCAGAUCAUGGAGCAGCAUCAGACU
Synchiropus splendidus (mandarinfish) is the source of this 1986-nucleotide messenger RNA. It is a transcript of the gene xgb, whose product is annotated as x globin. Bases 14 to 631 code for a protein of 205 amino acids. Gene Ontology annotation, molecular function: oxygen binding; heme binding. The transcript has 5 exons. NCBI's taxonomy places the organism in Eukaryota, Metazoa, Chordata, Actinopteri, Syngnathiformes, Callionymidae. The record is from RefSeq and is a predicted model, not a curated record.